Molecule: messenger RNA, 2900 nt
Organism: Ciona intestinalis (vase tunicate)
Lineage: Eukaryota; Metazoa; Chordata; Ascidiacea; Phlebobranchia; Cionidae
Source: RefSeq, a predicted model, not a curated record
AUUUGUUUUUAAUCAUUUUCUGGGUUUUCUUUUAAAGGAAAUUUCAUGUCGUCUUGUGAUUGGCUGUCACGUCAAUUCUGCAUAAGUCGAUUUCAAUUAAUAUUGUCUUGGUAAUAAUAGGGAUUGUCUUCUAACAAUCCGGUUUAAAACUAAGUUAUAUUGUCUUCCCUUAUUACGUCACAAUCGAAGACAAUUUAACGCUCGGAUUAUUUUCGCGCAUGCGCGGAUUUGUUUUCAACUUUAAUUACGCCAUGGUCAUCGCGAUGACGUAACAAUAACUUACACAAGCCCCUAAUUCAGGCACAUUGUGAUUGAACAAUGUUAAUAUUUUAACACCUUUUAUUUGUUUCUGCGAUUACGCUAGCAAAGAUCAAAACAAAACAAUUUUUAUUUUUACUUGAAACAUUUUGAAUAGUUUGAUUUUUACUAUCGUAUUCGAAAUAUUUAAAUUUAUAAUAUUCAACUUUUGUUCCAGAUCGCUCUUCUUGGCGUGACGUCACUGAGCCUUUGCGCGAUCGCGAUUGAUCGAUUUCGCGCUUCCGGUCACGUGACGAAGUCGUACGAGAUCCGGCGCGAGUCUUGGACUUCGGGAAUUUGUAAAAUAAUCCUGGUUUGGAUUAUUUCUGGUCUACUAGCUGCGCCGGAACUUCUUCUACGCGAAGUCGUCGUCACUUCCGUUCUAGCGGUCGAGUCGAAUCGAUUGUCUGUUUUCAACGCCGAGCCUAUGAUUGUGACGUCACAGGAGUACGUCGAGAUGCGUCGAAAAGAAGAAUUCAAUUUUCCCGAUCUAACAAAGGCGGGAUUGUUACGUGAUGAAAAAGCAAUCCCCGCGAAAAUAUCAACAAGUUUAUUCCCGAAUCAACAGAAUUUAUCUCUCGUUGUUCGUUAUGACGUAUGUGUGGACGGUAUGACGUCAUGGAAGACAAAAUUUCCGCCUUUCAUCGGAACUUUCAUGGAUUAUUACGUCACAAUACGGAACUGGUGGUGUCUCGCGUUCUACUUCUGCGUCCCAGUUUUUCUCUCUCUGAUCCUCGCUAUCGUCAUAUCGCGACGUCUGACGUCAUCAGCUCAUGACGUCACAAGCCCGGCGUUGACCGCGUACUGUACAACAGAAGGCGACACUUUAACAAGCCAGCGAGGACCUGACGAUAGAACGCCAGUUUUGGAAGGACCAAGUUACCAAAGCGGGAGCUUGUUAAGCAAUAAAACGCACACAAGUGAGUCGUAUCAACACCGUAAUGCAGCCAUGGAUCGCCCGCACGGGUCAAGUCGUCAGCAGCCACGAUUGUCACCAUUAUACUCUAGUGAGGAUCUUACAGAACCGGACAGAAGCCCCCUUGUCAUCCAUUCUAACGGUAGUAUUCGAACUAUUAACUCACAUAGCAGAGUACCUGGAUGUGAGAUGACUCCGCAGUCGCCACUGUCACCAUUAUCGCUAGCAUGCGCCUCAGGGGUGUCUGUUCUUUCCCUUGCAAUGUCAAAUACCUGCGGUGGGACGUUAGGCAACUCCUCGCUUCCCCCUCACGGGCAUCGAAGGAGCAUCAAACGUCGAACAAGCAAAGCCGUGAAAACAACACUAGCUAAUAUCUCAAGGGAGCGGUCAUUUAACUCUCUGAUUGUAACUCUUGUACUUUGCUAUAUGAUCACACAACUACCGCAGCUCAUUGUCGCCAUCUUGCGGACAGAAACAGACGUGUUAAAAAUCCUUGAGCCGUACUAUGUCUCCCUACUAAAAGAUUUGUCGCAGUAUUUCUUUACUUUGACAUUUUCAGUGAAUCCAGUUGUACUUUUCUUCAGUUACAAAGCAUACAGAAGAUUCUUAUCCAGAAAAUGCUGCCAUUGUGCCUAAGUUUGCACUACAGAACAGAUUUAAGACAAUUUCAAAAACCUAGACAUUUUAUGACAGUGGAUUUAAACUAUUUUUUUCAGAUCGUAUUUUUAAGCCUAGGCGCCAAACCUGGGGUGGUAAGGGCACAUUUUACCCUUAAAUUUAUAACUUGUCUUAAAAUACUGGGUAAGAUUAUAAUUUAAGCUGUAAUGUGUAUUACAUGUUUUUAUAAGUAGUUUCAAAGGGUAAUGUUUAAGUUCUUGGUUUAGAGGAAUAUUAAACUACCCCCUUGCGGCCUAUCCAAUAUUAAUUUAACUUCACAUAUAGGUACGAAAAAUGAGUAUUUACAAAAGAGUAAACUGCUUCCAAACCACAUGUUUUACAUGGUUAAUUGGUUAGUACGUUAUGUAAUUUUAGUUUAAAACAGAUCUUAUAUUAUAUAACACCAAUAUUUGUAAAGGUAUGUAUUCAAUCAAUUAUGUUAAGUUUUUGGUUUCAAAAUAUUUGUUUGUAAUUUCAUUUAAGGCAAAAAUAAUGACAUACAAGACAAUUGUGUUUUCUAUUGUCGUUACUUUGUAGAAUGUAAUGCUUAAAAAUUGCUCUUCUGGUAAAAAUUGUUUUUUUGGCACUAAUUAUUGUUGUUGUAUUAUCUGCCAUACUGAAAGAUUUUUAAAUUUCGUUGAUAUUCUAUUCCAUGUAAGUUUGUGAGUGAGGCAUGCAAAGGGACCUGAGGUUUAUGCCAGAGUUGGCCCAUUACCCCAACAUUGUAUGUGCACACUCUAUUCUAUAUGGGUGAGGUCCUACAGUGAGGCAUGCCAUGGGACCCGAGAUUUAGGCCAAAGUUGGCCCAUCACCCCUAAAGUUAAAAUAUCAUUGCCUGUUGAUGUCUUGCUAGUUGGCGCACACAAUUUGAGCGAUAAAGUUUAGUUUUUUACCAGAAGAUCAAUUUUUAAUAAAUGUGUAUUUGUGAAAUUCUUUCUUCAUUCAAUCUUUGUUUGUUUUUGUUCCUGUUACUUUUUAUUAUUUGUGCGAAACGAACAUUAUACCGAAUAAAAACUGAAUUAAAAUCAAA